UGCCUUUAGCGUGGGGUAGCAGGCGAGCCGCAUAGACGCCGGAUGUAUUUCAGCCGUGUGCUCAUCCUUCCAACUUCUGCUGCUUCUCCUUCGCUGCCUUUGUGUCUUUAGGCAAACAUGCAGACCAUCAAAUGCGUGGUGGUUGGAGAUGGUGCGGUCGGUAAGACAUGUUUACUCAUCAGCUACACCACCAACGCAUUCCCUGGCGAAUACAUUCCCACUGUCUUCGACAACUACUCUGCGAAUGUGAUGGUCGAUGGCAAACCCGUUAGCCUUGGUCUGUGGGAUACGGCCGGUCAAGAAGACUACGACAGAUUGCGUCCCUUGUCCUAUCCACAGACCGAUGUCUUUUUGAUUUGCUUUUCACUGGUCAGCCCGCCAUCAUUCGAGAACGUGCGGACAAAGUGGUGGCCGGAAAUCAGUCACCACGCGCCCAAUAUUCCCAUGAUUCUGGUCGGAACCAAGUUGGAUUUGCGAGAAGACCCGGACACGAUCAUGAAGCUGCGGGACCGCAGAAUGCAGCCCAUUGGAUACCCGCAAGGCAACCAAAUGGCGCGUGACAUUGGAGCGGUCAGGUAUCUCGAGUGCUCAGCCUUGACGCAGAAAGGUCUCAAGGGCGUCUUUGACGAGGCCAUCAGGAGCGUUCUUGCGCCUGCACCCGUCAAGUCAAAGAAGAAGCGCGCUUGCACCAUCCUUUGAUGCGAGUCGGCAUAAAGCGCAUCAUUUUUCCCAUUACCGUCACUGCGCUUCUGCGGACUUUGAGAAAGGAGCAACGAGUGGGCAGAA
Molecule: messenger RNA, 786 nt
Organism: Ceraceosorus guamensis
Lineage: Eukaryota; Fungi; Basidiomycota; Exobasidiomycetes; Ceraceosorales; Ceraceosoraceae
Product: GTP binding protein Rac1
Exons: 7
Coding region: 118-699 (193 amino acids)
Biological process (GO): establishment or maintenance of cell polarity; regulation of actin cytoskeleton organization; cortical cytoskeleton organization
Cellular component (GO): cytoplasmic vesicle; cell projection; cell cortex
Molecular function (GO): GTPase activity; GTP binding; protein kinase binding
Source: RefSeq, a predicted model, not a curated record